Naegleria gruberi is the source of this 1092-nucleotide messenger RNA. RefSeq lists its product as uncharacterized. Lineage: Eukaryota; Heterolobosea; Eutetramitea; Acrasida; Naegleriidae. The transcript has a single exon. The coding region runs from base 1 to 1092 and encodes 363 amino acids. The record is from RefSeq and is a predicted model, not a curated record.
AUGAUUUCGAAUACUUUAAACGAAAGUUUGGAUCAUCAGCUCAAUAAUAAUCAAUUGACCAAUUCUAUAACAAGACAACACACAACAGAUCAAAUAGCAAUCGAAAAGGCAUCCAUUCCAACCGAAAGUACAAAACAAUUAUCACCCAAACAGAAACGAUUCAUUUCCCUUCUCAGAUUUACAACCAGUAAUUCCUUCUCAACUGUUUUUUACAUUAUCAUUAUACUAUUCCACUUGGUGUUGUGGCUUAUUUGUGGAGGAAUUGAUUUGGCAACACCAGGAAGGAAACUCUUCCUCGCCGAUGGAAAAUUAUUGGAUCCUCAAUUUGGUUGCAUUUUAGGAUUGGGAUCAAUUGUUGUGGUUGCUGGUCAGUGUGUGGUUUACUUGGUUAUUGAGCUGAUUGUGUUGGGGUUGUGCUUUUAUUCUGAUAGAGAUACUUGGAAAAUUAAGAAGGAAACUAUUAUAUGUGCUAUAUUUCAAUUGAUUAGUUGUGUAUUGUUUGCUGUUUUAGGUAAUAUUGAUAUUGUAAAGUAUUUAGUGGAUAAUUUGGUGCCGUAUGGAAAUGUUUUGGUGGCAUAUUCAUUAUUUGCAAUAUUUGUGUCGGUGGUUCUUCCAAUUUUCUAUUCCAUUCGAGAAGAUCGAAAGAAAAUACUCGAUUUGGAAAGUAAUGUUGCUGGAGAUGUUGAACAAUUUUUGAAAAAUAAGGAAAAUUAUGAGAAAAUUUUGGAUUUUGCAAGGAGAAGUUACUGUCCAGAGAAUUUAUUAUGUUGGAGGGAUAUUCAGAGGUUUAAGAAUUCGUUUCAUAUGAAUGGGAAAGUGGAAGAAAGUGCAAGAAUGGGAAUUAACAUUGUGGAGAGUUAUUUGAAAUCAUGCUCAUUGGCUCAGAUUAAUUUACCCUCCGAUCUGGCCUUGAAAGUUGGAGAAAUUGAAACAUUGCUAUCGAAUUCACCUAAUUUAAUUAAUCAAAAUCUGUUCGAUUCAAUUCAAAGCCAUUGCUUGGUAGAUAUUCAAUGUGAUGUCUAUAUUCGAUUCACAGUUCAAUCAAAAGGAACCAAAAAAAAUCAAAAAGAAGAAACAUCAACCCAAAUUUAG